Moneuplotes crassus is the source of this 442-nucleotide messenger RNA. The record is from the annotation of a GenBank genome assembly. NCBI's taxonomy places the organism in Eukaryota, Ciliophora, Spirotrichea, Euplotida, Euplotidae.
UAUUUGAAAAUGAUAAGAAGGCCAGCUACCCGUAUUGAGCUCAAAAUGGAAGAGGACUUCCAUGAAUAUGAAGAAAUGAAAGAAGAAAUGAAGAAAAAAAAUCCAAGAGAUAGCUUUAGCUCAGGUAACCAGUACUUCAGAUCUGGGAGAGCCAACCAGCCUAUGUCUGGAGACUUAAAUUUUAGUAAUAGCAACGAUGACAGCUUCAAUAUUUCUGGAGAAUUUGCGGGCUCCAGUAAUAGACAAAUGUUCAUGGGGGGUCCCAGCUUUGGCCAUGACAGCGGCAGAAACCCAUAUCCUCAAACAGAGCUUGCAAGAAUGCACGAGAUAUUGUCCAAAGGUUCCAAUGACGAGGAUGAUGAAUUUGCAGAACUUGAGAGAAGGACAAGAACAAAUUUUAGAGACGAUUAAACCAAUCUCAGUGAGAGUCUCAUAAUUUGAG